AUGCGUGGCGCCGCAGGCUGCCGGGUGGUGGCCACCGGUCAUGCACACAAGGAUGGUGUCGCAAGGGUCCUGGAGAACGCCUGCUGGGACAAUGAGGAGAUGCGCGCCAUCCUUGGCGACAGCAUCGGCAACCCGGAGCUCAUCACCGGCAACUUCUGGCAGCACCAAUUCAUUGCAUCAACCAAAGGAUACCGUGUGACACUGGAUCAUAUAUUUGGAGUCGAACCAACGAAGAUUACGAGCCCCUCAACAGAUUCCGAAAUUGCUCUAGCUCUUCGAGUUUUGGAAGGUUGUUGCCUUUUGUAUAGCAGAUGCACUGCUCUAGCCCACAAGUACAAGGCUGUGCAGGUACUGCUGAAUAUAUUAGCCAGCCGAGGUCCAACUGCGCAAGGGGUGUGCUUAGAUGCUCUCAUAUCGUUGAUGUUGGAUUCACCUUCGAAUCAGAUUGACUUUGAGGAAUACAGUGGACUUGAAAAGGUUGCUGAGCUUUUGAAGGAUGUUCAAGUUGAAGAACACAUAAGGUUGAAAUGCGGGGAAUUCCUACUGUUGCUCAUCGGCCAUGUUUAUGUGAAGGAAAACACUCCCAUAGUCCCAUACAUGAACAGAUGA
This is a messenger RNA of Triticum dicoccoides, 609 nucleotides long. RefSeq lists its product as uncharacterized. The record is from RefSeq and is a predicted model, not a curated record. Bases 1 to 609 code for a protein of 202 amino acids. NCBI's taxonomy places the organism in Eukaryota, Viridiplantae, Streptophyta, Magnoliopsida, Poales, Poaceae. The transcript has 6 exons.